AUGGCUUCUAACUUUAAUGAUAUCGUGAAGCAAGGAUAUGUGAAAAUCCGGAGUAAAAAACUAGGGAUCUUCAGGAGAUGCUGGCUGGUUUUUAAGAAGGCGUCGAGUAAAGGACCCAGACGAUUAGAGAAAUACCCUGAUGAGAAAGCAGCUUACUUCAGAAGUUUUCACAAGAUAACUGAACUUCACAGCGUCAAGAACAUAACCAGAAUGCCCCGCGAGACUAAGAAACACGCGGUGGCAAUUAUCUUCUUCGAUGAAUCGUCAAAGACGUUCGCCUGUGAGUCAGAGCUGGAGGCUGAGGAGUGGUGUAAGCUGCUGUGUUUGGAGUGUUUGGGAAGCAGGCUGAAUGACAUCAGCCUUGGAGAACCAGACCUGUUAGCAGCAGGCGUGCAGAGGGAGCAGAAUGAGAGAUUCCACGUGUACCUGAUGCCCACCCCAAACCUUGAUAUUUAUGGCGAAUGUACUAUGCAGAUCACGCAUGAGAACAUUUACCUGUGGGACAUUCACAAUGCCAGAGUCAAACUCGUCAUGUGGCCCCUUAAUUCACUCAGAAGAUACGGGAGAGACUCCACCUGGUUCACGUUUGAAUCUGGGAGGAUGUGUGACACAGGAGAGGGCCUGUUCACAUUUCAGACACGGGAAGGAGAGAUGAUCUAUCAGAGGGUCCACUCUGCCACCCUCUCUAUAGCGGAACAGCAUGAACGAAUGAUGAUGGAGGUGGAGAGGAGCUCACAGACACUCGCGAAUGAGAACACGUUGACAAAGUCGAUAUCUCUUCCAAGGAGUGCUUAUUGGCACCACAUCAUGCGACAGAAUAGUGUGGGAGAUAUUUACAGAUACCAAGGUAAGACUACAGGCACGAACAUGACUAUGACACACAUUCCUCGAGCACAGACUUUCCCAAACUUUCUCUCUGAGCAGUGUGAGGGAGAACAGCAAACGAGUCCAAACCUGGAGCAAGCUAUGUCUCCCUCUAGUGACAAUGAGACAAACUACAGCACUGCAGCGCUCCAUUGA
Chanos chanos (milkfish) is the source of this 1020-nucleotide messenger RNA. RefSeq names its product docking protein 6 (gene dok6). Gene Ontology annotation, biological process: cell surface receptor protein tyrosine kinase signaling pathway. The coding region runs from base 1 to 1020 and encodes 339 amino acids. Gene Ontology annotation, cellular component: cytoplasm. Lineage: Eukaryota; Metazoa; Chordata; Actinopteri; Gonorynchiformes; Chanidae. The transcript is spliced from 8 exons. The record is from RefSeq and is a predicted model, not a curated record.